Molecule: messenger RNA, 1038 nt
Organism: Fusarium venenatum
Lineage: Eukaryota; Fungi; Ascomycota; Sordariomycetes; Hypocreales; Nectriaceae
Source: RefSeq, a predicted model, not a curated record
AUGAAGACGUUGUCCCUACUCUUGCAAUCCAUCACUGGUGCCAGAGCAGGCGAGAUUCGUCGAUCCCAUCAAUACGGGGGCCUCGGAUGUCUUCUAUGGGAACAUACCACCAUUCAUCUCGAUACUAAUGCGAACGUAUAUCUAACAAUCCUAACGGCGGCACGUCUGUGGAAGUCAAAGAGUUCUCGAACCCAUCCCACAACUGCCUUUGCCCCUGUCAAUCUGCUUCUCUAUCAUGCGCUCGGGACCGAGGCCGUCGAGGGAAAAUUCUCGCGAGCUAGCGCAUCUAAGGACUUCAACGCCGGAGUUGCUGUUGAGCAGGCUCGAUUCGGACUGAGUUAUUCGGAAAGAAAGGUACAAGAGCCUGUAUCUGGUUCCUCACAAAGUGUACUGUCCGGAAUUACCGAGGAGUACAUCGGUGUUAUCGGUGACGAUGCGUGGGGGAUACGUGUCAAUAGCCCAUUACCCCAAGCUACGAAGCAUCAGAUUGACUACGCUCCCAUAAGGAUCACGGAAGUCAUGACCACAAGAUACCUCGGCAAGAACAUGAAUCUUGUUCGCUUUACGGCGUAUUACCUCGAGCUUUGCACCCAGGCCAAUGAUAUUUCCGAUGGCUAUCGGGAUGCCAUUGACGAUGUGCCACAGCUUUGCGCAACCGCCAUCAAGAGAUGUCGCGACUUUCACAGCAAGCCUCUGGGACGUUCUGAAAAGGUCCCCACUACCGGCCAGCGAUGCUCAGUGGUCUGUGGUGUCAAGAGGAAGUUCAAUUUUAUGUCAGUUCUCAAGCACCACCUCAACACGGCCCUUAAAGAGCUGCAGACACUUUCCCUCACCUUCAUCUCCCUGCCUUCUUCUUGUCGGUGGGCAGUAAGCGACAUGAUUUGCCGUGUCUACGGCUUCGAGUUCGCCGUGGAGUGCUACAACAAGGAGCUUGCCAAGCAUCAUUACUAUCACCGAAAGGUUUUGCACCUGAUGCGGGAGAGCGACAAAGCCAUUGCAUCUUCCAUGGUUGAUUCGGAUUUGGAGAGAAACGGAUGA